This is a messenger RNA of Callithrix jacchus (white-tufted-ear marmoset), 3586 nucleotides long. It is a transcript of the gene BEST3, whose product is annotated as bestrophin 3. Lineage: Eukaryota; Metazoa; Chordata; Mammalia; Primates; Cebidae. The record is from RefSeq and is a predicted model, not a curated record. Gene Ontology annotation, molecular function: chloride channel activity.
GAAAAACACUUAACCCCUGUACUUGUCACACUCUGGGUCCUCUUAGUGGCCAGAGAACAGAAAGAAAAUCUGACUGUGCAUGGGCAAAGGGUAACACCGGGAGUGCAGCACCGGCCUGAAGGCGCCUCUUCAGGGGGAGCCCGAAAUUUGAAGAUUAUCUUUCCUGGUGGAGACUCCAAACCAAAUAAAUAGAAAAAAAUAUCCAAGAUGACUGUCACUUACUCCAGUAAAGUAGCAAAUGCAACUUUUUUUGGAUUUCAUAGGUUACUCUUCAAGUGGAGAGGCAGCAUCUACAAACUACUGUACAGGGAAUUUAUUGUUUUUGCUGUGCUUUAUACAGCAAUAAGUUUGGUGUACAGAUUGUUACUUACAGGAGCCCAAAAACGUUACUUUGAAAAAUUAUCAAUUUACUGUGACAGAUAUGCUGAACAAAUUCCAGUAACCUUUGUGCUUGGGUUUUAUGUUACUCUGGUAGUGAACCGAUGGUGGAACCAGUUUGUGAAUCUGCCCUGGCCAGACAGGCUGAUGUUCCUCAUCUCCAGCAGUGUUCACGGAAGCGACGAGCACGGGCGCCUGCUAAGAAGGACACUGAUGCGCUAUGUCAAUCUCACCUCCCUGCUCAUCUUCCGCUCGGUGAGCACUGCUGUGUACAAAAGGUUUCCCACAAUGGACCACGUGGUUGAAGCAGGUUUUAUGACAGCAGAUGAAAGGAAAUUAUUCAACCACCUCAAAUCUCCUCAUCUGAAAUAUUGGGUUCCAUUCAUCUGGUUUGGAAAUCUUGCAACUAAAGCCCGGAAUGAAGGUAGAAUCAGAGACAGUGUUGAUCUGCAAUCAUUGAUGACUGAAAUGAAUCGAUUCCGCUCUUGGUGCAGCCUCUUAUUCGGUUAUGACUGGGUUGGGAUUCCGCUGGUUUACACCCAGGUUGUCACUCUUGCUGUCUAUACCUUCUUCUUUACGUGCCUGAUUGGACGCCAGUUUUUGGAUCCCACCAAAGGCUACGCAGGGCAUGACUUGGAUCUUUACAUUCCAAUCUUCACCCUCCUACAAUUCUUCUUCUAUGCAGGAUGGCUCAAGGUAGCUGAGCAGCUUAUCAACCCUUUUGGAGAAGAUGAUGAUGAUUUUGAAACUAAUUGGUGCAUUGACAGAAAUUUGCAGGUCUCUCUUUUAGCUGUGGAUGAAAUGCACAUGAGCUUACCCAAGAUGAAGAAGGACAUUUACUGGGAUGAUUCUGCGGCUCGCCCACCGUACACAUUGGCAGCUGCUGACUACUGCAUUCCCUCAUUUCUGGGGUCAACAGUCCAGAUGGGGCUGUCUGGGUCCAAUUUUCCUGAUGAGGAGUGGCUGUGGGAUUAUGAGAAGCAUGGCCAUCGGUAUUCCAUGAUAAGAAGAGUCAAGCGGUUCCUGAGUGCCCACGAACACCCCUCCAGCCCCAGAAGAAGAAGCUAUGGGAGGCAGACGAGUGACAGCUCCAUGUUCUUACCCCGAGAUGACCUCAGCCCAGCCAGGGAUCUACUGGAUGUGCCCUCAAGAAAUCCCCACAGGGCCUCACCCACCUGGAAGAAAUCUUCCUUCCCAGAAGGAAGCCCCACGCUGCACUCCAGCAUCGGAGAGCUGUCCACCAUCAGGGAGACCAGCCAGACAAGCACUUUACAGAGCCUGACCCCACAGUCCAGUGUGAGAACCUCUCCCAUCAAAAUGCCACCGGUGCCUGAGGUAUUGGUCACAGCAGCUGAAGCACUAGGGUCCACAUCAGACGGCUACCACCAUGACUCCGCUACCUCCAUCUUGAGCUCUGAGUUUACAGGGGUUGAACCAAGCAAGACUGAGCAGCAGCAGGGCCCAGUGAAAUCCAUCCUGUCCUCUUUAGAGAAGGGGACACCUCCUAGAGGCCCCAGUCCCCAGACUGUUUCAGCCAGCACUGAGGGAAACAUAUUCAAGUGUGAAGAAAACUCUGGUGAUACCUUUCUAAAAAGGUGGAGCCUUCCGGAAUUCCUGGAGUCCAGCCACACCUCCCUGGGAAAUCUAAGUCCAGACCCCAUGAGCUCUCAGCCAGCUCUCAUAGUUGACCCAGAAACAUCCUCAGAGAUCAGUGGGAUCAACAUUGUGGCGGGCUCUCGAGUCUCUCCUGAUAUGCUGUAUUUAAUGGAAAACCUGGACACCAAAGAAACAGAUAUCAUAGAGCUAAAUAACAAGGAAACUGAGGAACCACCCAAAUGAGUGCCACAAAAUUCUAGGACCUGGUUCUAGCCUAGAUUCUUAUCUCCACAAAAGCAGCAUUAAUCCCAGGACAUCCCUGAAGGCUGGUCAACGUUUUAAAAACAUGAUCAUACUGUAUAAGCUACUGAGAACUUUGAAGGGCAUUAUGAUCCUGACUUUUCAAGAACUGCGAAAAAUCAAACACAUUCGCGUCAUCCAUCACAACAUGGCUUUCAUCAGAAGUUACACAAACCACAAUGACUUAAUCAAAUAAGUCUUAACCAAAUAAGGAAUCUGGAAAAUAUACAUGACUUAUAAAUUCAUAGAUUAUUAGCUGUGAAAGAGUCUCAUAGACCAUAGUCCAAUCCCCUAGACCUAAAGGUCCAGACACACAGGAUUCUUUCUCUUCUUUUUUCUCUUUCUUUUUUAGCCAUAAAGAAAGGAGAUGGAUGGAUGAAAGAAAGAAAGAAAGAAAGAAAAGAAAAGAAAAAAGACAGAAAGGAGAUGCAUCACACAAAUCACAUAAUGGCUGAAACACCCCGUCCUUCCUAACUUUUUUGUUUGAGGCUUUCUAACCUUCUCAUUCCUACUUUCUAUAAUUAUUAUUAUUAUUAUCAUUAUCAUUUCCUAAUUUUUAAGCUUUAUCAGCACCAGAACAUUUCAUUCUCUGUAAUUUCCUUUUCUACUUUUCUUUCUUUCCCCUUUAUUCUGUCAUCCUUUUUUUCUUUUCCCUUCUAUCUGGUUGUGCUUCUUUUCUAGUGACUCUAAUCUGUCCCAUUUUUCAGGUUAGAAUAUUUCUUCUUGCCAAAUCUGUUCUUACAUCUUGCCAUGAAUUUCAAAAUAUAAGACAUUGGCAAAGCCUCCUACAGAAUCAUCAAUGUGUCAACAAAUCCAACCUGAUACCCUUCCAGCCUCACUUCCCAUGGAAGGCAUAUAGGAGUGAUAGUUCCCCCCAUGCCCUUCCAGCCACUGCCAUUUCUUUCUGAUUCCAGUCUUUGGUCUUGGGCACUGGAGAUAAAGGAAGCCAAGAGAAUAUGAAACUUACAUAGCCAAAUGCUAUGGAACCAAUGAAGAAGAUGGCUUGCACCUGUUUAACUCGAACUCCUAUGCAAAAAUCCCAAUCGUGUUGCAACAUGGGACCAGUUAAUGUGUCUAUUGGGUCAUUUGGGAAUGAGAGAGGAUACUGGAGCUGGGUGGCUGAUGGGGUACAGGGCUGCAUAAUGGGGAUCAGAUGUUGGCUAACUCCUCCCAGCUCUCGGGACAGCUGUUUGUCGUGGGCUCCCAAGUGCCUGGAGGGCCAUACCUUAAGACUGCUGCCCUUAACCAUUUGUCAUAUGAUGACACUUGACUACUUAUGGCUUUAGAAAUAAAAUAACCCUCAUAACCACCA